Messenger RNA from Selaginella moellendorffii, 2524 nucleotides. RefSeq names its product NADH dehydrogenase [ubiquinone] iron-sulfur protein 1, mitochondrial. NCBI's taxonomy places the organism in Eukaryota, Viridiplantae, Streptophyta, Lycopodiopsida, Selaginellales, Selaginellaceae. Gene Ontology annotation, cellular component: membrane. Gene Ontology annotation, biological process: ATP synthesis coupled electron transport. Bases 129 to 2375 code for a protein of 748 amino acids. Gene Ontology annotation, molecular function: NADH dehydrogenase (ubiquinone) activity; iron-sulfur cluster binding. The transcript is spliced from 6 exons. The record is from RefSeq and is a predicted model, not a curated record.
GCGGAGCUCCAUUUUGGGGCUUACGCUGAUUCGCGAUGGGCGGACGAUGGCGCUGCUGAUAUCGGCUUCCACUGGCUCGCGGGCCUAGGGAGAGAAUUAUUUUAUUCCACAACUUACUCGCUAUAGCUAUGGCGAGGCAGACUUCUUUGUUGUUUCGAUUGCUCAAGCACCAGCGACGGAAGUUGGGAUUUUUUCAAGAUGCCGACAAUGAUACCAUGGUCGACGCAGCUUGUCGCAACUUUAGACUUCGCCAGGUCCAUCAGACCGCUGCUGCUGUGGCUCGAGGCUUGCGAGUCGAGAUGCCGAAGCCGGAAGAUACCAUUGAAGUCUCCGUGGACGGUUUGUCAAUCCAAGUCCAGAAAGGUAUGACUGUUCUUCAAGCUUGCGAGGCGGCUGGGAUCGAGAUUCCCAGGUUUUGUUACCACCCCCGCCUUUCCAUCGCUGGGAACUGUCGGAUGUGUCUCGUGGAAGUGGAGAAAACUCCGAAGCCAGUUGCGUCGUGCGCCAUGCCAGCUCUACCAGGGAUGAAAAUCAAGACUACGACACAAAUGGUGAAGAAAGCACGGGAGGGUGUUAUGGAGUUUCUACUCCUCAAUCACCCGCUCGACUGCCCCAUUUGCGAUCAAGGAGGGGAGUGUGACCUGCAGGAUCAAUCCAUGGUUUUUGGUUCCGAUCGUGGUCGUUUCACCGACAUGAAGCGCUCCGUGGUGGAUAAAAACUUGGGACCUCUAGUCAAAACGGUGAUGACCCGCUGCAUUCACUGCACAAGGUGCGUCAGGUUCUCAAACGAAGUUGCUGGCGUUCCCGACCUUGGAGUUCUUGGUCGCGGUGGAAGUGAGGAGAUUGGAACGUACGUGGAGCGGUUGAUGACAAGCGAGCUCUCGGGGAAUGUCAUUGACGUGUGCCCCGUUGGAGCACUUACGUCAAGACCAUUUGCCUUUACUGCAAGGAACUGGGAGCUCAAAGGGACCGAGACAAUCGACGUGAGCGACGCGAUAGGCUGCAAUAUCCGAAUUGAGAGCCGUGGUGCUGAAGUUAUGCGUAUAGUUCCUCGUCUUAAUGAGGAUGUGAAUGAGGAAUGGAUAUCGGACAAGGCUCGGUUCUGUUACGAUGGUUUAAAACGCCAGCGUCUCAACGAGCCUAUGCUGCGUGGUGAAAAUGGGAACUUGGAACCCGUUCUGUGGCAGCUUGCUUUCAGGGCCGCUGCCGAGGCAUUGAAGCACACCAAGCCGGAGGAGAUGGCAGCUAUUGCCGGAAAGCUGGCGGAUGCCGAGUCGAUGCUUGCUAUGAAGGAUUUUUUCAACAAACUGGGAUGCGAGAACCUGUGGUGCGAGGGUGACAGCGUGAAUACGCAAGCUGAUUUGAGGUCGAGGUAUCUUCUUAACAGCACUAUUGCUGGAGUGGAGAAUGCGGACGUUAUUCUCCUUGUUGGAACACAGGUGCGAACCGAGGCACCACUGCUGAACUUGCGAAUCAGAAAGGCUGUGAGAAACUUACGAGCCAAAGUUGGCGUCAUAGGCCCGCCUACCGAUCUAGCAUACGAGCACGAGAACCUUGGAACUGGACCGGAGACACUCCUCCAGAUUGCCGAGGGCCGCCACCGCUUUUGCACGGCUCUAGCAGGAGCUCAGAGGCCGGCAAUCAUAGUCGGCGCAGGGAUUUUCGAGCGUCCGGACCGAGAUGGUAUCAUGGCCGCGGUGGAAACAAUAGCAGCCAAUGGAAACAUCGUCAAGGAAGGGUGGAAUGGCUUCAACGUACUCCUUCUCAACGCCAGCCACGCAGCAGCACUCGACUUGGGACUGGUACCGAAGUCCAAAGGCAGCCUCAAGGGGAUCAAGUUCUUGUAUCUCCUCGACGCGGACGAAGUCGACAUGGCAGAGAUCCCGAAGGAUUGUUUCGUGGUCUAUCAGGGGCACCAUGGUGAUCGCAGCGUCUACCGAGCCGACGUUGUACUCCCUGGCUGCGCUUACAGCGAGAAGGAAUCGACUUACGUCAACACGGAAGGGAGAACUCAGCAGACGAUUCCAGCGGUUCCAACAGUCGGGGAAUCUCGCGACGACUGGAAGAUCAUCAGAGCUCUAUCCGAGGUAGCCGGCUCCGCGCUACCUUACGAUACCAUCAGCAGCUUGCGAGCUCGGAUGUUGGCAGUAUCGCCAAAUCUCUUCCGAGUGGACGAGCUCCAGGCGCCGGUGAUGUGGCCGCGAGACAUUCUUCCCGAGACCAAGACGGAAAUCCAGCUCAAGCCGUUUGCCAGGUCCAUUGACAACUUCUACAUGACGGACUCCAUCUCCAGAGCUUCCAAAGUCAUGGCGCAGUGUACCACCGCCUUCUCCAAGCAAAGCAGCAAGGACAAGGAGAAGGUCCUCACGGCUUGAUGGUAAGAAAAUAAUCUUUUGUACUCCUAAAAGGGACAUUGACGAUAAGAGAGAGGUAAAUAAGCUAUUUGAAUUUAUUUGACAUUGUCAAGGGAUGGCUAGGAAAGUUCUGAAUGAAACUGUGAGUAAUCUAUCUUUUUACUUUUUUA